Linum trigynum is the source of this 2886-nucleotide messenger RNA. Lineage: Eukaryota; Viridiplantae; Streptophyta; Magnoliopsida; Malpighiales; Linaceae. The record is from the annotation of a GenBank genome assembly.
AUGGGGAAGAGAAAAGAGCGACGCCGAGCCGCUUUGAACAACACUGGCCGUCGCGUUAAGCUCGAUCUCUUCGCGGAACCCUCUGGAGAUUUGGGUGGCUCCUCUGUACACGAUGAAGUAGUUGGAGGAGGGGAUAAUGAUCCAACACAACGUGCUGGAUUACCCAAUUCGCCAUCAUCAUCUUCAGGCCAACAGCCACAAAAUCCUCUUCUUUUGCUCGGACAAUACAGUGAUGAUGAGUUGGAUGUGGAAAAAGAUAAACAUCUCAUCAAUGCCGCUAACAAUAGUCCUUCAGCUGAUCUUAGUAAUCAGGAUAUACACCCUGCUGAAGGAAAUGAUAAAGACAGCAAUGCAUUUCAAGAUCCUUUCAUGCAAUCAAAUGAUCAGCAGGAUAUGGAUGCAGAUCCUACCAAUGUUGAUGUUAUACAGAGUGUGAAUGGAGUUGAUAAUAAGGAUCACGAUACAACUGUUCAUGAUGACACUAGCAAAUCUUUCAUAUCAGCAGAAGAAGCAUCUGAAGGUGGAGUUUCUGCUCCAUUAAUUGCUGGAGAUUCUGCUCCACUAGUUGCUGGAGAUGUGAGUUUAGGCUGGAGGAUGGUACUGCAUGAGGAGAGUAAUCAAUACUAUUACUGGAACCCUGGAACAGGUGAGACUUCAUGGGAAGCGCCCAUUGCUUUGGCUCACAUGGGAUACAUGGUUAAUCUGGAGGCAUCUGUUGCUGAAGAUACAGGGAGUCUUCCAGUGAGUAAGAGUCAGAACGAUUCCAUUUCUGUUGUCGAAUUGGCUCAUACUUUUCCCGCACCAACCAUAGAUGGUUUGUCAGGUGUCAUUUGCACUCCCUUGAGUGAAGAACCACAUAGUAGUAUGCAACAAAUUUAUGCGUCUCGUCAGCAAGUUGAAAGUGAAUCUUUGAAGAGUGAAGGUCUGGAAGCUCAUUUUCUCCAAAAUGAGCUGGGGAGUAACCCCGUUUCAGUUCAUGGACAAUCAGGUGAAGGGUACACAGCUCAAGAUGAACCUAGACAUGCUGCAAUUGCUACCGAUAUCCAUCGAGAAGGCAGGGAUACUUCAACAAGUCUGAGGACUCAAUGUCAGUGCUUGUUGGAGAGGCUGAAGUCCUUGAGAGGCUUUGACAGAUGGCCCCAAGAUCAUGAACUUAUGUUGAAGUACAUUAUAGAAUUAGAGACACGGCUUUCUGACAUUGAGUCCCUUUCAUCACAUGGUUUGCAGUUGCUUCCAUUUUGGACGCACACAGAAGUAAGGCUCAAACAAUUAGAAGAUAAAAUUAACAGUGAAAUUUAUCGGCUUGCUGUAUCUGCACAAAUGGAUGAUGAUGUUGAGCUAACCCCUGUAGUCUGUGAAGGAAAGCCACAACACCAGGAUGGCCUUUUUAAUGAAUCUCCUGCAGACGCAGCAGGAGGCAGGAAGUCACCUACUACUGUCAAUGUGAUUGACAGUUCUCAUAUUGAAGGUGCUUCUGAUUCUGUUUCGUAUGCUGUUCAUACUUCCCCUUCUGAAGCAGCUGGUAAAGUUUCAGAAAAUGAUGCAAUGAAUGCAGAGGUAAACGAGACUGCUGAGUUGAAGCCCGACUUAGUCAGCAUUGAAGAUGUUGAUAUGGAUAUUGAAAUGGAAGUUGAAGAUGCACCUGUAAACUCUACCCUGUCUGAAAAUAAUAUUCACACGGGUGCUGCUCCCUCUGAGCAGUUCAUUCCUUCUAAUGCACCUUUAGAUUACACACCCCUUGUAGCAGGAGAAUGGUCAGCUGUUCCUCCUGAAGAAGAAUGGAUUCCUCCACCACCGCCUGAUACUGAACAUAUUCCUCCACCCCCUCCCGACGACGAACAAGUUCCUCCACUACCUCCUGAUGAGCCUCCAGAUUCUUCUUACUCUAUGCCUGCCUGUUCUGGACCAAUGGUUCAAUCAGCCUCCUAUCCAGAGCACUAUGGCUAUCCUUAUAUGGAUUCGAACUUCCAAUAUUAUGGUUGUGCAUCUAAUUUGCCAAGUGGUAGUUUCUAUGUGCAUGUUGAUGGAAGUCAAGUUGCAAUCCCACACACAUCGCUCUAUUAUGGCCCUGUUUCAACUACAUAUGCUGAAACACCUCCUGUUAUGGUUAACCCACUCGAGCAAGUAGCAUCCUAUAACCACCUCCAAACAUUGCCUCCUGGGACUAUCCUUACCGGCCAAGAAUCUUCAAACUUGCCAACAAACGUUGGUACCGUGCAAUCUGAUUCCAGUUAUAUUAUCAAUGCUGCCAACUCAGUAGAAUCCGAACAGUAUGUGAAGCCCGAGCCACCUUCGAAUGUGAACAGCCAGGCUCCUGAUGUCAGCAAUGAUGAAGGGACUGUUUCUAGUUCGAUCCAUGUUCUUGGUGCUGCUGCAGCUGUAUCUGCCCCUUUAAAUGCUAAGGUCCAAUCUAAAGUUUCUCGUGGCAAGAAGCGGACUGUUGCUGUCUCAACCUCCUUGAGAUCUAAUAAGAAAGUAUCAAGCCUGGUGGACAAGUGGAAAGCAGCGAAAGAGGAGUUGAAAGAAAAUGAUGAAGAUGAACCGGAAAAUGCACUUGAGAUCCUGGAGAAGAAGCGGCAGAGAGAAAUUGAGGAAUGGCGUGCUAAGCAAAUUACUAGUGGAGAGGCGAAGGAUAAUGCAAAUUUUCAACCUCUUGGUGGCGAUUGGCGUGAGAAAGUAAAGCGCAGACGAGCUCUAGCUGCCAAGGAAGAAGCCAAGAAAGCAACCAAGGUUGAUGUUGCCGAUGCAAAACAGCCACCCAAUUUAGCAGAACUAUCUAAGGGUUUACCAUCUGGUUGGCAGGUAUAUUGGGAUGAAGCAUCAAAACAGGUCUAUUAUGGCAAUGCUGUUACUUCUGAGACGUCCUGGACAAGGCCGACAAAUUGA